Ciona intestinalis (vase tunicate) is the source of this 1463-nucleotide messenger RNA. The record is from RefSeq and is a predicted model, not a curated record. NCBI's taxonomy places the organism in Eukaryota, Metazoa, Chordata, Ascidiacea, Phlebobranchia, Cionidae.
GAGUCGCGAUCCAAAUUAAACAAGGGUACUUAUCUGGCAACACUGUACAGCGUGAAGGUCGCGACCGGUAAAUUAAACUUUAGUUGUGAGUUCGUGAAAUAUCAACCAUGUCUUUUAUCGAAGUUGCAGAAGAUAGUCACUUUCCGAUACAGAACCUACCUUACGGCGUGUUUUCAACUAAGGACAAUGACACCCCACGCAUUGGAGUUGCCAUAGGAGAUCAAAUUCUUUGUCUAUCAGAGAUUGCUCAUUUAUUCGAUGGACCAAACUUGAUUAAGUGUAGACAUGUGUUUGCUGAGAAAACAUUGAAUUCAUUCAUGUCCCUUGGUAUUGCUGCAUGGAGAGAAGCACGAGCAAAACUUCAGUCAUUGCUCAGUUCAGAUAAUCAUCUUUUAAGGGAUAACCAGGAACUCAGAAAGCGAGCAUUCACCCCACAAAAGGAAGCAGUCAUGCAUCUCCCGGUGACUGUUGGUGAUUAUACAGACUUUUACUCAUCCAUACACCAUGCUACUAAUGUUGGAACAAUGUUUAGAGGGAAGGAUAAUGCAUUGAUGCCUAACUGGAAGCACAUCCCUGUUGGUUACCAUGGUCGUGCAUCAUCUGUUGUAGUGUCCGGCACCCCGAUAAGAAGACCUUGUGGACAAACCAAACCCGAGAAUGAACCACCAGUGUUUGGACCUUGUAGGUUAAUGGAUUUCGAACUUGAAAUGGGAUUCUUUGUUGGAAGUGGUAACAAGCUUGGUGAUCGUGUUGAUGUGAAAAAUGCACAAGAUCAUAUAUUUGGAAUGGUGCUGGUUAAUGACUGGUCAGCUCGUGACAUACAGAAAUGGGAAUACGUUCCACUUGGUCCCUUCCUCGGCAAGAACUUUGGCACCACUAUAUCUCCGUGGGUGGUUACAAUGGAUGCUUUGUCUUCCUUUAUUGUUGAAAAUACAAAGCAAGACGUUCAAGUUUUGCCGUAUCUUAAACAUGACGAUAAUUACAACUUUGACAUCAAACUCUCUGUUUCAAUCCAGGGAGAAGGAAUGAAUGAACCAGCUGUUGUGUGUAAUUCAAAUUUCAAGAACAUGUAUUGGACCAUGAAGCAACAAUUGGCUCACCACACAGUGAACGGUUGCAACUCACAAACUGGGGACUUGUAUGGUUCAGGCACCAUCAGUGGUGAGGAUGAAACGAGUUACGGCAGCAUGCUGGAGUUGUGCUGGAAAGGAACUAAAGAAGUUGAUCUUGGUAACGGGAAUAAAAGAAAGUUCCUUAAAGAUGGAGAUAAUGUUGUAAUGUCAGGUUAUUGCCAAGGCAGUGGUUUCAGAGUUGGUUUUGGGACAUGUGAGGGUAAAAUACUUCCAGCAGCUUUGUAGAAUAAGUUCAACUAAUUAAUGUGAUUUUAUAAUUAUUUUUACAACAAUUGUGAUAAAAUCGUGUGAACUGUGAAUUGGAUGCAAAAUACACAACAUUGUAUGCAU